AUGGAUUAUAGAAAUGAAAUCUUACAGAAACUUCUGAUGAAUGGCAGAAAAGAGAAACUGAGUUGCAUGUGUGUGGUUAUACAGGAUCAAUUGCAGUGCAGUGUGGAUGACAGAUGUUCUGAAAAUAUGUCCCAAGUAGAGUGCAAACCUGAUCCAUGCAUCCAGACUUACUAUGUGUUCAGGAUGCAUUGGAUUUAUUGGACUUUUAAUUUCAUUUUCUUAUUUGCUUCAGUUUACAGUGAAUGUGUGACUCAGAUCUAUGAAAAUACAUUCUUCCAAGGAGGAGACCUCACUACAGUUUUUACACCGACUGCCAAUUACUGCCGAAUAGUGUGUACUUACCAUCCUACCUGUCUGCUCUUCACCUACUUGCCAGCAACAUGGACUAAAGAUCCUGCAAAAAGGUUCUCCUGCUAUUUAAAAGACAGCGAUACAGAAAUGCUGCCGAAAGUGGAUAUGGAAGGCGCUAUCUCUAGACAUUCCUUAAAACAGUGUAACAAAAUUAAUGCUUGCAGCCCAGAUGUCCAUGUAGGACUGGAUAUGGAAGGGAAUAUUUUUGAUAUUACUACGGUUGACAGCUAUCAAGAGUGUCAAAAACGAUGUACCAAUGACAACCGUUGUCAUUUUUUUACAUGUGUCUCUGAAACACUUCACAAUGCAAGCUUUUGUAAAAAAUGCUUCUUGAAAAAUACCAGUAUAGGAACUCCAACCAACAUAAAGGUGCUUGAUGAAGUUGUGUCCGGAUUCUCUCUAAAGCCAUGCCAGCUUUCUGAAUUGGAUUGUCAAAUGGACAUUUUUGAAGAUGAAGCAUUUUCAGGAAUUAAUAUUACAAGUUUUUUCACUCCUGAUAUUUCUGUCUGCCAAACUAUUUGUACAUAUUUUCCAACAUGCUUGUUCUUUACAUUUUUUACCAGGAAAUGGCAAAUAGAAUCUCAAAGAAAUCUUUGCCUUCUGAAGACAUCAACAAGUGGAAUUCCAGAGGCACUCAUAUCACAAGAAAAUGCUGUAUCAGGCUUUGGCCUCCUAAACUGCAGAAGAUCUUUACCUUCCUGCAAUUCUCGCACUUACAUGCAUAUGGAUUUUUUGGGAGAUGAACUUAAUGUCACUUAUACUAAAGGACACAGAGCCUGUCAGCAGAUUUGCACAGACAUGAUCCGCUGCCAGUUUUUCUCCUAUUCUCUCCUCCGAGGUUCAUGCAGUGAAGAAGGAAAGUGCGAGUGUCACCUAAGAAUGUCCUCAAAUGGAUCUCCAGUGAAAAUAGUACAUGGACCAGGAAGUAUCUCUGGAUACUCACUAAGAUUAUGCAAAAAAAAAGCCAGUACUGUGUGCAUGCAGCAUUCUGGAAGGACGAUUAGGAUCGUUGGUGGGACAGACUCUUCCCCUGGUGAAUGGCCCUGGCAGGUCAGCUUGCACGCCAGGCUGUCUCGCCAGAGACACCUGUGCGGGGGCUCCAUCAUCAGCAGGUGGAUCCUCACAGCUGCUCACUGUGUCACCAGACUAGAGAAUCCCAACAUUUGGCGUAUUUAUGCUGGUAUUUUAAGACAAUCAGAAAUAAAAGAGGAUACUCCCUUCUUCAAAGUGGAAGAGAUUAUUGUUCAUUCUCAGUAUAAACAUGCACAGUUUGGAUAUGACAUUGCUCUAAUGAAACUUGCUAAGCCUAUGAAUUUUACUGAUCUUCAACUACUGAUCUGCCUGCCGUCAAAAGAAGACACUAACAUAUUUUAUACUGACUGUUGGGUAAUUGGAUGGGGUUACAGAAAAGAAAAAGGUGGGGUACAAGAUAUUCUUCAAAAGGCUCCUGUUCCCUUCAUGUCAAGAGAGGAAUGCCAGGCAAGGUACCGGAAGCGCAGAAUAGGUGACAAAGUGAUCUGUGCUGGCUAUGACGACGGAGGAAGGGAUGCUUGCAAGGGAGAUUCAGGAGGGCCGCUGUCCUGCAGGCACGAGGAGGUGUGGUAUCUGGUGGGCAUCACCAGCUGGGGCGAAGGGUGCGCUCGCCCCAGGCAGCCAGGAGUCUACACCAAAGUCGCGGACUAUUCUGACUGGAUUCUGGAAAAAACCACACAGUACGAGCAUCACUGACACUCAAAGUGUUGCUGUGGAAUGACAGCCCUCAGAGCAACAGUAUGAAGUGUAUUUGUGCUUUUUCAAUGUUUUUUUUUUUUUUUGUUAGUGUAAAAUACUUGUUUUAAAAUGCAGGAAAGCAGGAAUGAAUGAAUGAGUUUGUGGGCCUGACAUUGGUCUGAACUUAGGCUUCAGGCUCUGCCAGUGUCUGUGUGAAAGGCAGACGAACAACUUUCUCAUGUUAGCCUGAGAAAUCUUAAAGAGGAAUUCAAACAAACCUUGGGAAGUGAGAAACUAUCUGCAGGUGGUGUUUUUCCAACAUGUUUACUGGAAAGAAAUAUUUACAAAAGAGUGUAGACGCUGAAUAACCAAUCAUGUUCUUUGCACCGAACUACUCUAUAAAAGUAGAAUGUAGAAGAAUAAAGUUUGCUCUCAUCUUUACCAUCAUGGAGAGUCAUGUUGUUAUUUCUGUGCCGUCCGAAAACCAUAGCAACAUCUGGUGACCUGACGUUUCGAAGAAGUUCAGCGCAGCCGGGACUGAUUCAUGCAGCAAAGCUUGAAAAUUCUACCUGCCUCCUCAGAGAGGUAAGCGAAAUAUCUCCACGUUUUUUCUAAAGAAUGCUGGUCCUGCUGACCAUGGAAAAAGAUCAAUCCUGCCAAAAGACAGCAGGUCGGACGGCACCCAGCACAGCUGGACUUUAAUUUCUAGAAAAGACAGCCGGGCAGAGGUUCCAGAAAAACCUGGGGAACCCCUCUCCUGAGAGAGGACAGCUUGUGCCUUUCCUGACAAGAGCAGCUGGAAUUCUUCGCUGCCGACAGCUUGCCCAGCGCUCCCCCGACCUCUUUCGGUUCUGUCUGGCCGAGAUCAAAGCGAGCGUCUGUAAGCCUCUCCCGGCCGGCAGAGACGGCGCUUCCUUGGCUUUUCCUUCUCCUUUCUUCGUACCACGGAUGGCUGGCAGUGGUUCCUGCGCUAUCAUCCACUGCGACUAGUCUGUACCGUGACUUUAAAAGAUGCUAGCCCGUCCAAGAUACAGCUGGUCAGAUUCCGACCCAGAGUGUGACACAACGAUCCUUUCCUCGUCGGCGUGGCCCAACAUCUGGCCUGCGGACGGGACCGGGAUCGAAAACCUUUGAUCCCUCUGUAUCCUUCUGUGUGUUCAGGGCGAAAAGUUCACUUUAUGAGUGUUUUAUGCUUUUAACGUUACCUGUGCUUGUUUUUAUGAUUGCCUGUGUGAGUUUAGGGCUUGUCUUUCUUUGUGUCUCUGUGUUUUAACUUUGUUCUUUCCCUUGUGCGGGGUGGGGGGUGCGGUGAGACAGAGGCAUGGCAGCACGGAUGCGAUCUCCCUGCCUUCUCUCUCUCUCGCUUGGUUUUUCUCCCGCCCUGCUCCAGGGCGCUGCAGCGGCUGCAAAAUCUCUCUCUCGUUUUUCCGUACUCGGUUCCCCCCCUCUUCCCCCCAGGGCGGUGAGGGGGGCCACCGGCUCUCCGCUUGAGGCAGGCGGCGGCAGGGCGGCGGCGGGCUGAGCUCCGCCGAGCACCGCUCCGUUGUCCCCUCUCCGUUUCCCCUCCAUUUCCUUCCCGCGUGAAUUUGCACAGCAAGUCGUCAUAGGAACCGAGGAGCGGUCUCCUCGCUCCUUUUCCCCCUUCCCCCCGCCAUGAGCGGCGGGGUUCGCUCCCCCACUCCUUCCCUGCGGGCCGAGCGGCUGACUGCGAAUAGGGCACGAGGAACUUGCCGUUCCUCUAGACAGCGGAUAAUGCUGUGGGAGUUGCUUCGCUUGAUUUUUUUUUUUACAUAGAAAUGGGGGCCACGUUUGUUGGAUUUCCCCCAGCUCUGCGGAGCGGCCCUGGGGCCAUUGAGCCCCUAAAGCCCCACUCAGGGCAGGGCCAAAUAGCUUCGUCGCCUUUGAGGUGAGCAGAAGCUUUUUCCUUUACAGAAAAAUGGGGGCCACGUUUGUUUGGAUUUCCCCCAGCUCCGCGGGGCGGCCCUGGGGCCCUUGAGCCCCCAAAGCCCCACAGAGGGAGGGCCAAAUAGCUUCGUCGCCUUUGAGGUGAGCAGAAGCUUUUCCUUUUAGAGGGACAGUUGAUUUUUGUUUGGGUUUAUCCCUUCCCCCCUCCCUCAAAACAUUUCUUCUCAAGGCGUCUCUGUGAACAGAAUUGGAGCCUUAAAUGCCUGUUCAUAAUACAAGAAAAAUGACAAGAAAUACAAAAAACAAAUAAGCAACCUUUGUUGCCUUUCGCAGAUAACACAAGUAUUAUUAAUAAUUCUACAGUAUAACCAUCAGUUAUGAGUUUUAAGUGUUAUCUCAGUUUUUAAGAUAUUUGAUGUGAAUUCACAGAUAUGAUAAAGUUAUUACAGUUCUACAGCCGGCUGCUGCUACUGCUGCUGCUUCUGCUUCUUCUCAUGUACUUUGCUAUUUGUCUAUAAUUGCCUGUAAGACACGUGUCACCCAAGAAUUUUUCCUUGUUUUCUAGCUGUCUAUGCUAGCUUUGCAUUCAUAAUUUUCUAAAUAUUUUCAGAUUUCCAGACAAGGUUAUCUGAGUUUGUAAGAAUGCCUCCUCUGUCCUGACGGUUUGGGAUGCAGUUCCAAUCCUGGUCACAGACCAUCUCAGGAGCCUGCUGAGCUCAGAGCAUCUCUACCCUGACAAAUUUAGGAGGUGUCAAUUACCAUAUUAGUUUCUUAUUAUAAGAUUUUUAAGAAGUUUGUUUUUAAAAUUGGUGUAAGGGAUUCCUCUGCAGUUAGAGCUGGGCACUGGCCAUGCCUUGGCUCUCUCUGGAUGGGAAUUGCCUAUUUGCCCAGAUGUUUUAGCAAGAAAUUACAUAUGAGUUAUUUGACUCAACAAUUUGACCUUUAAAUAUAAUAGCUGAAUUGAUCUUUGAGGUGAACCUGGAAUUCCUGCCCGGGAAGGAUGAACAGGUUGUCACUGGAAAAGAAGCACUUCAGCUUUUGCAGUUCCUGGGCUGAUCAAAAUUAUCAAAAAGAUAACAUGUAACAAUGUAACAUUUAUGUUAUGAACCUGAAGAAAAAGUAAUUCUGAAACCUGGAUGUUGAAUUUACACAAUGGAGUCUGACAAGUUAUCAGUUUAGGGCAGUGGAGCCUGACAAGUUUGUUAAUUUAAGGGGAAGAUGUGCCUGUGUUUUAUCAUUAGCAGGUUCAGCAGUCGUUUUACCCAUCACCUCUGAGGAGUGAAAAGGGACAUUGCAUAGCCUUAGUGGCUGUCACAUAGACUGCAAAGAUGACCAUGUGGUUGGAAGUUAUGGAGACAACAGAAGUCCUGUGUCAGCAGCAUGGUCCUGUUUUCAUCGAUCUUCCUCGAGUCACUCCCUGCUUCAGACUUCAAGAAGACAUCCAGUGAUGCUAAGGAUCAACAUCUUGUCUCAAUGGACUUUUUCUUUUCAUGUGUUUUAAUUUUAUAGUAGAUGUUGUUUCAUUUAAGUUUCCUACAUAGAUGUAGUUGUAUUUUAGGUAAUAUUUCACGUGCCUUCGGUGUAUGUUUUGUAGUUAUUAAGGGCUGUUAUUUCACUUUGUGGUUUUUGCCUUUCUGGUCUUUGGGAUCAUGUAGAUUUUUUUUGGAGUCAGAUAUCUUUUUAUUGAUAUUUUUAUUAAUUUUAUUAUUCCUAUUUUUUUUUCUAGGUGACAUCCUACAGGUAUCAUGGGCCAAUUGAGUGACCAGUGGUCCAGUCCUGCACAUCCUGCAAUGGGUCUUUGCCCUUUCAAACAUCACAUGCAUUUUUGCAUUUAAAAAAAAAAAAAAAAAAAAAAAAAAAAAAAAAAAAAAAAGGGUCAAC
This is a messenger RNA of Prinia subflava (tawny-flanked prinia), 5847 nucleotides long. RefSeq names its product kallikrein B1 (gene KLKB1). The record is from RefSeq and is a predicted model, not a curated record. Gene Ontology annotation, cellular component: extracellular region. NCBI's taxonomy places the organism in Eukaryota, Metazoa, Chordata, Aves, Passeriformes, Cisticolidae. Gene Ontology annotation, molecular function: protein binding; serine-type endopeptidase activity. Gene Ontology annotation, biological process: proteolysis.